CGAAAAUGGGGAUUGCCAUCGGUGAAUGUAUGUCCGCUCCCUGUCUUGCGGCAUAGCAGGUUUCCAAUCACGCAUUUGCAUGUAUUUUUUUCAAUGGAAAAGGUUGCACAGAAUCACUACAAGCUUUGCUCAUGAGCCGGAGUUCGUCCAGACGUUCGUUCAAAGCAUGCAAUUCUUUAUGGCUGGCUUAAGAAGUUGCGAGGCCAGGAGCAAGUGGAUUCUUGCAGAAGCACACAUGGAUGAGUGAAUGCGACCUACCCACUGGACUCAGUUGAACUGGGAAUGAAGACAAUGAUGACAUCCAGCAAUGAUGAAACUGAUUAUUUUCUUAAUCUAUGUGAUGAUCCCAUCAGAUUCGAACCUGCAAGUGCUAUCAACAGUGUCUUUUAUGAUGAAUGUGGGAAACAGGUGUUUGCAGUUCGAUCAGGAGGAGCAACUGGGGUGAUUGUGAAGAGUCCUGUGAAGGACAACAAUCACACAUUCCAAAUGGAGGACAAGGGCUCAUUGGCAUCCCUGAAGCUUUCGCCUGAUCAGAAAAUACUUGCUCUACAGCGGCACAAAAAUUCUGUGGAAUUCCUAAAUGUGGUCAACAAUGAGCUGAGCUCCCUGGAAUAUUCUCAACAAUGCAAAGGCAAGCAUUCCAUCAUCCUUGGAUACAUCUGGGUCUCAGCACGGGAAAUUUUAUUCAUCACCAACAAUGGACUUGAAUUUUAUCAUGUUCGUUUUGCCAUUCUGUCUUUGUCUGUAUAUGCUGAGAAACAAUCUUUGAAAUGUUUGAAGACACUCAGUAUGAAUGUGGCAUGGUAUGAGCACAGUGCCAUCACUGACACCAUGUUGGUGGCAACUGGAUCUGCCUUCCACCCUGUACUCCUCUGUCCUGGCAAUGUUGUUCGCCUACCAAAGUUUUCUCUCGACUCACAACAUACAGUUACAGAGAGAGACGUUGCCCUGGCUCAAAUAUAUGGAGAAAACUCUGUCCUCUUCUUGAAACACCAGCUUCAUGGCUCUGUUUCAGUCACUGUAGAAAUUGUGAUCUACACAGUCACCAGGGAGACUGGAGCAAAGAAGUCCCAUGUUUUGAAAGUGGAUCAAAGUGGAAGAGUUGCCAUUAAUGUGGUUGAUAAUCUAGUCAUCCUUCAUCAUCAGCCAUCCCAAACCUCCUUGACAUUUGAUGUCAACUUACCUGGAGAAUCAGAUGGCUAUGUGAUCUAUCAUGAACCAGUGACCUUUCCACUGCCUAUCAAGCCUCAAGAAUUGGAUGGAAGUCCUUGCACACUAUACUCUACCAUGUGGGUGGCCUUUCAGCCAGAUGUGAUCAUUGAUGCGAAGACAGGGUCACUUUGGCACUUGCAUCUGAAUCUUCCAGCCAUUGUUCAACAUAUAACAAAUAAACUGAAGCUGGUGCAAUUCCUAGUGGGUCGAGGGGGUCCCAUGGCAAAGAGCACGCUGUUGCGAGUUCUUUACCUCUCCAUUUCACCUGAGAUUGGUCCAGGAAUGUGCAUUUUGGCCAAAAUUUUUGAUCUCCUCAAUGGCAUGUACAGGGUACAUCUGGAUAAAACUGUCCAGAGUCAGAUGGGUUUGCCUGCUCAUGGAGGACCAAAACUGCCUCCGCUACCUGCACAGGUCCCUUUUCACAUGAUGGUGUGUGAUCAGAGUGAUAUGUACAUGCAUGUCUUCCUCACCCUGGUGAAUGAAUACAAAAAUACAUGCCCCACAAACAUUCGAUCUGCCAUGAUUGAAUACUUGCGUUCCCUUGGUCAGUUUCACAUCCCUGUCCAGCAUUUCAUCAUAGAACUCCUCAUUGACAAUCUUGUGACAGACUCAGCUUUCUAUCAGCUUCAUCAAUUGCUUCAGUACAAUGUCAUUCCAGACUCAAAGCCAAUGGCAUGCACCCUUUUGGCAUUGAGAAGCAUGUACGAACCUGCUCAUCAGGUGGCAUUGGACAUGUUGAAGCGACUUGGGACUGCCAAUGAGGAAAUCCUAGAAAUCCUCCUUUCCAAUUUUCAGAUCAUUUCAGCAAUCAGGUUUAUGGAGGAGGCAGAGGGAAGCUUCCAAUCUUCAUUUGCACCAAAGAAAUUCUUGGAAGCAGCGCUUACAAAUGGGAAUCCUCUAGUCUUUCAUUCAGUAUUCAAAUACUUGCAGAUGAGGAACCUGAAUCUUCGUAACAGUCCUGAGUUCAUUCCAAGUGAAGCUUGUGAUGUCUAUGUGAAUAAAUUUAUGGAGAUGUUUGGUGCAGAUGCGUGAGAAGGUGAAUUGUGAUCCAUCUUGUGAUUAGAGAUUAAGAGCAUAGUGAGAUUUUAUUCCCUUAGUGUGGGGAUUUCAUAAUUUUAUUGUUUCAUGGUUCCAAUAAAGUUGAU
This is a messenger RNA of Darwinula stevensoni, 2357 nucleotides long. Lineage: Eukaryota; Metazoa; Arthropoda; Ostracoda; Podocopida; Darwinulidae. The record is from the annotation of a GenBank genome assembly.